AUGGCGCCCCCCGAGGCAGACGUGUUUGCUCGCUCUGCUCAAGAAUGCCGGCUUUUUCUUCUCUUUCUGUGCAUUAACGCUCUCUUUACAGUGCACAAGUGCCAGGCACUCUUAACUUACGACAGACAAACUCUGCUGGACAUCGCAAAAGACAACAUGCACAGAUUUAGCGGCUUUAUUCCACCGGAGCUACAACCCAUUGUCCGCUCCCGCAGCCACCACCACCAAAACCAGGAAGACCCAGACCUACCGACCGCGAGUGAGCACUCUGAUCCGAGUAGAGUGCUUCAGAGGCGGCGACGCAAGCGAGGCAAGAGGGGAGGGCUGCAUGCUAGGCUAAAGGCUCGCGCUAGCCGACCACCAGUGCCUAGCCUCUUGCUAGCUAACGUGCGGUCACUGGAGAACAAGCUGGACGAGCUGAGAGCUAGGAUAACAUCUCAGCGGGAAACAAGAGAGUGCUGCGCUCUAAUCUUUACUGAAACCUGGCUCUCAGACAGAGUACUGGACAGCGCUAUCCAGCCAGAGACUCACUCUGUGCAUCGCGGAGAUCGCACGGCAGCCUCCGCGCUCGGCAAACUCCAUGACGUCAUCAGCGCGUUAGAGACGGCUCACCCUGAUGCCGUGUUUAUCAUUGCCGGUGACUUCAACCAGUGCAACUUACGGACUGUAUUUCCGAAAUACUACCGUGGACGUUCCAACUCACAAAGGCUGAAACAAUCACAUCCGGUUACCAAAACAGUUCAAGUAUGGUCUCCGGAGACUGAGAGCAUACUGCAGGACUGUUUUGCUACGACAGACUGGGAUGUGUUUAAAGCUGCAGCCACUACGGAGGACUCUUCUGUCAGCAUACAGGAAUAUGCUGAACAUGUGUCUGGCUACAUCAGCACGUGUGUGGAUUACAUCGUGCCCACCACACAAGUGAAGAGGUUCCCCAACCAGAAGCCCUGGAUUAACAGUCAGGUACGACACAUGCUCCAUGCUCGCUCUCUUGCAUACAGAUCAGGCAAUGAGACAGAGUACAAAGCUACGAAGUACAGACUGAGGAAAGUCAUCACAGCAGCCAAGAGGCAGUACAGAGAGAAACUGGAUGGCUUCUACUCCACUGCUGACUCCAGGCAGAUGUGGCAAGGCCUCCAACACAUUACAGAAUACAGGACCAUCACCAGCAACAUCAGCUCCACAGACAGCCUACCGGACGACCUCAUCACCUUCUACACCCGCUUCGAAACCUCCAGCACUAGCACCGGGAGGUUCACACACACACAGCCCACACAACCCCUGUCCCCCCCUCUGUCAGUAUCAACAGGCCAGGUCUGCAGAGCUCUGAGAAAGAUCAACCCCCGCAAGGCACCAGGACCAGACAAGAUUCCUGGGCGGGCCCUCAGAGCAUGUGUGAACGAGCUGGCUAAUGUACUGACCUCCAUUUUCAAUCUCUCUCUCAGCCAGAGCAUUGUUCCUACCUGCUAUAAAAGGACAGUCAUUGUCCCCAUUCCUAAGAAGAGCCCCCCCACCAGCCUGAAUGACUACAGACCAGUAGCACUCACUCCAAUCAUUAUGAAGUGCUUUGAGAGAGUGGUGCUGGCCCACAUACAAGACAGUAUACCAGACACGCUGGACCCCCUGCAGCCCCAGUCUGUCAGGAUCAGCAACAGGACUUCAGCCAGCAUCACCACCUACAUCGGCACUCCACAGGGCUGCGUCCUCAGCCCUAUUCUCUACACCCUCUUCACCCAUGACUCCAUCAGCACUGCAAGAGCAGAACCGCCUGAAGCCAGUGGCGCACACUGGAUUAACAUCCAACUGAACAUGGACCCAAAGACCAGGAUGCUCACUUUAAUGCUCGUAGCCAGUGCUCUCAGUGCUUCACUAUUAACUGAUGGUUUAAAUAUAAGGCUUGUCGAUGGUGAUGGUGUCUGCUCUGGUAGAGUGGAGGUCUAUUAUAACGGCCAGUGGGGAACAGUAUGUGAUGAUAGCUGGGACGACAAAGAUGCUGCGGUGGUGUGCAGAGAGAUGGGAUGUGGCAGAGCAGAUAGAGCCACAGAAAGUGCCCACUUUGGUCAGGGACAUGACCCAAUAUGGAUGGAUGAUGUGUAUUGUUCCGGACGUGAAAGCUCCAUCACAGCAUGCAGGCAUAAUGGAUGGGGUAAACACAACUGUAAACAUAAUGAAGAUGCUGGUGUUGUGUGCUCAGGUCCUGAUGAGAUCAGGCUGGUGAAUGGUAAGAGUCGCUGUUGUGGCAGAGUAGAGAUCAAACACAACGGCUGGUGGGGAACAGUGUGUGAUGAUGACUGGGACAUCAAUGAUGCAGCGGUGGUUUGCAGACAGAUGGGAUGUGGCAAAGCAGUCAGCGCACACAGCGAUGCCCAUUUUGGUCAGGGAAGUGAACCAACAUGGCUGGAUGAUGUUGGAUGUAGAGGAACUGAGAAUUACUUAACUCAGUGUUCACACAGAGGAUUUGGAAAGGAGGACUGUGGACAUCAAGAAGAUGCUGGAGUUGUUUGCUCAAAUGUCCUACAGAGUCCCUCACUCACCCUGACCUCAUCACCCUCUGCUGUCUCGCCUGGGGAAGCUGUUCAGUUCAAAUGUGCCUUGACCAACCCAACCUGCAUCUCUGCAAACUUCCGUUUGUACAGCAAUGGCAGAGCAGUAAAAUCCCAAACAUCCGAAUCUUCAACAACAUUUGUUUUGACUGUGGAUUCCUCACAUCAGGGUCAGUACAGCUGUGACUAUUCAUACCAGGGAAGUAGCUCCAUCACAUCCUCCAGAAGCAACUCCAUUGACAUUACUGUGGUAAUUUUACAAACUCCACGCAUCUCUCUCAGUCCCACCAAGGAGGUCACAUGGGGACGGAAGGUUGACAUCACCUGCUCUGUAGAAACCCAGUUCACAGGUGGAUCCUUCACUCUGAUACAGAACUCUGGGUCAUUUAGAGAGACCAAGAGUGGAACCUCUGUCACCUUCAGUUUACCAAAAGUGGACUUUGUUCAUGAGGGGUCUUACUACUGCCAGUACCAGACCAGAGUGUCCAGUCGUGAUUUCAGUUCUCCACAGAGCAGCUCUGUUCAUUUCUCUGUUGUAGUGAACUUGUUGCAGCCCAAUAUUUCCUUCAGUGGUCCUGAUGGAAGGAUCUAUUGGGGAACUCAGUGGCAAGAGGCGACCAGGGGCUACAGCUUCUCCAUCAUCUGCUCCACCAAACCACAGUAUCCAGGAGGCUCUUUCCACUUGGAGUUCAGUGGAUCCAGUAUCACCAGAACUCAGUCAGCUGUUAACCACUCAACUACCUUCUUCUUUCCUGAGGCAGAUUUUAUCCACCAGGGAAAUUACAGCUGUGUUUAUGAAGUAAACGUGUCUUCACGCACAUUUAGCUCUUCUACCACUGAACUCUUGGCUGUCUCUGUGAAAGCAUCACUGGCUCUCUUCAUCGGUUUUGGAGUGGCAGCAGGACUGUUACUCAUAUUAGUGCCAGUCAUCAUUUUCUUCACAAGAAAAUGCACAAAGCAAAAGGACCAGAUGGCUGUUAAAAUGGAUCACAGACUUUGUGCCGAAAACACAUACAGGAUUACUGGAGGCAAGAAUGAAAUGGAUCAUUUUGAUGAUGACGACUCUGAAGAUUACGAAAACGCAGAAACAAUUUUUUGCCAGAAAGAAGACUCAGAUGAUUCUAGUGAGGACUAUGUUAAUAUAGAGGAUGAAAUGGAGAAUAUCGGACUGGGCAAUGGCUAUGCAGGUGUCAAAACCUCAUGGGGGAUUACCUACACAGGGAACAAGUUUGACGACGACGAUGAUGAUGAUGAUGAUUAUGAAAAUAUAGAAGUCGCUGUCCACCAGAGAGAGGAUUCAGAUAUCUCUGAUGAGGACUACGUUGACAUAGAUAUGGAUACACAGAAAAUGUCUGAGGAUGACUUGUAACCACUAGCGUAGAGUCCACUAAUAGUUUUGCUACAAAGACAUUUGAUAAGGGAGGGUAUCACCUGGGACCGUGUAUACGUUGCGCGGUGUAUGGCAAUUAAACAGCAAGUUAGGCUGACUUACAGCAGUCUCCUGAGGCUGAAAGGCAUACAAGAUGAUUUAAUGUACAAUAGGACAUAUGUUAAUUGAACAAACCAAAGUAAUUUCCAGCUCCCAAUCCACACCAUCAAACAGUCACCGAGUGAGUGACCAUUACCCAACACAAAUAAAGUCCGUAGGCUGUUUUGUAGCUUUUAGUCAAUAAGUUGGUGGUAACACAGCUCACAUAGAAGGUCUCUUCAGUAGUAGUCUUGCGAUGGAGAAGCAGAAGGUGGCCAGUGAGGCGGCUAAUAGUGAGGUUGAGUGAAGCAGGAAUGAUGUACCAAGAGACCUAAGAAGUCCCAGCUUCAGCCACCUAAAACCGUCUAGGGCAUAUGAAGUCUCCUUAACAGGCAGCAAACCCACGGUUUCCUGUUAAGGAGACAAUCCGCAUGGAGGAUGUGCCACCUGCACACAAUAUCCUCCCUGUCACCUGCUUGGCUUCUUCUAUUCAUACACACCCCAAGGGAGCCUCUCUACUGACCCCAUGAGGAUGGGAAGAGGAACUACAGCAAAAUAUAUCUAGAGCCCUACUGACAGAUAACCAGUUUGGUUACAGACUAUGAGGAUUAACAAAUUUAUUCAAACAUGGAUUAGGAUGUUAAAAACUAUUUACUUAUCCAGUGUCACUUUAAUCCAAACUUAUUUUAAAUUAAUAAAAAAUAAUCAAUGGUAA
Messenger RNA from Pygocentrus nattereri (red-bellied piranha), 4723 nucleotides. RefSeq lists its product as uncharacterized. Gene Ontology annotation, cellular component: membrane. The record is from RefSeq and is a predicted model, not a curated record. Lineage: Eukaryota; Metazoa; Chordata; Actinopteri; Characiformes; Serrasalmidae. The transcript is spliced from 14 exons. The coding region runs from base 1 to 3909 and encodes 1302 amino acids.